Molecule: messenger RNA, 1444 nt
Organism: Phyllotreta striolata
Lineage: Eukaryota; Metazoa; Arthropoda; Insecta; Coleoptera; Chrysomelidae
Source: the annotation of a GenBank genome assembly
CAGUGAAAUUGUUGUGGCAUUUCGGGGACGUGUUAUUCGUAUGUUUAAAUUUUUUCACAUUGUUUAUUACUUUUUCGUUGCGAUACGUGCAAAAACCACCAACAAAAUUAAUCAACAAUGUAUAAAUAAUCAUAUUAUAGUAUAUUCAUAAGUAGUUUGAUUUAGAAGAACGGAUAAAUAUGGAAGAAACAUUUAUGCUGUUAGGGCUGGCUGGGGUGAUGUUGAUUGGAUCCUUUUUGGCCGGGUCUAUUCCACUAUUUUUUACGUUUUCAGAGGACAAACUUAAGAAAAUCACUGUGUUCGGCGCAGGCCUUCUAGUCAGCACAGCAUUGACUGUAAUCAUACCUGAAGGUGUACGAUCUCUUUUAAAGGAAGAAAUUCACCACACUUCGGAUAAACCGCAUCUAGAAGAAGAACACAAAGAUCCUCUAUCUGUGAUCGGUAUCAGCCUAAUCCUAGGCUUCAUAUGCAUGCUGCUAGUCGAUCAGAUAUCUCAAAGUAAAAACGAGCAUGUCAAUGUCGCCGAUAGAAACGUAACUGCCACGAUAGGUCUGGUAGUGCACGCAGCAGUAGACGGAGUAGCAUUGGGCGCUGCGGCCACUACUAGUCAUGCCGACGUCGAAAUGAUAGUAUUUUUAGCAAUAAUGCUCCAUAAAGCCCCGGCGGCUUUCGGAUUGGUGACGUUCCUUCUUCACGAGGGACUCGAACGGCAACGAAUAAGGAAACACUUGAUGAUUUUCUCAUUAGCAGCGCCUGUUUUGACGUGCUUGACUUACUUCGGAAUCGGCCAAAAGCAGAAGGAAACAUUGACAUCUCUAAAUGCCACUGGUAUAGCUAUGCUGUUUUCGGCCGGGACGUUUUUGUACGUAGCGACAGUGCACGUAUUGGCGGAAAUAACGCAGGGAUACGGGAAUUCUCACAGUUACGAUAGAUUGCCUCAAGUGGACUCGGCUAAGGCUCCUUCGACGCAUGGCAACCGGCUCAAAAGUGUGGAAGUAUUAUUUUUAAUAGUGGGCUGUUUGUUCCCUUUGCUAUUAACGGUGGGCCACCAUCAUUAAAUUGUAUAUUAUUCCAUUCGUACAUAACUUACUUGAUUUUUUUUUAAUUAAUUUUAUAGCGCAAAACUGUGAUUGUCUUGAAUAGGGAUAUCAUGUUGAAAACUAAGUGUAUAUAAUUUUAAUGUGGGUUAUAGGGAUUAUUAGCAAUUUAUUGUAUGUAAAUCUUGUACCUUUUUUAUCGAACAAAUUCCUCGGAAUGACUGUAUAUUUUCGAAUUGGUUGAUUUUUUGGCAAUAAAUACAUAUAUUUAUAAGGUGAACUAAAAACUAGUCGUUUAAUUCAACAUUUCAUUCGUAAAAAUAAAAUUUUGUAAUUUGAAAUAAACAGUAAUGCCAAUCCCUUAAAAAAAUAUUCACCCAGUGUAAAACCGGCUUCUUUAAUUCAUA